Messenger RNA from Erigeron canadensis, 1624 nucleotides. Its product is annotated as protein trichome birefringence-like 19. The transcript has 2 exons. Bases 79 to 1422 code for a protein of 447 amino acids. Gene Ontology annotation, cellular component: Golgi apparatus. The record is from RefSeq and is a predicted model, not a curated record. Gene Ontology annotation, molecular function: O-acetyltransferase activity. NCBI's taxonomy places the organism in Eukaryota, Viridiplantae, Streptophyta, Magnoliopsida, Asterales, Asteraceae.
ACCUCCCACCACCUUUGUUUUGGGACUUGUACACAUUUCUCUCCAUCUCUGUCUCUCUCCUAUUUCACCUUUUUCUCAAUGAAGGUGACAGGGGCGGCAGCAGCAGAGCUUCCUUAUGGAAAAAACAAUCAACAAGUUUCCACCUUUAGAAACACCACAUCCAAAACCUUAAUUCUUGUUACUCUAACACUUAUUAUUUUGACAGUUAUACCCCUAUAUUAUCCACUUCAUAAAUAUCCAACAACCGGCGGCCCUGCUUCAGCCACCACAGACACACCCAUCGCCGCCCCAAUCUACCACCACCAACAAGAUGAACUCAUUACCAUAAAUGACAACCAUCAUAAAUGUGAUGUGUUUUCGGGUGAAUGGAUUCCUAACCCGGAUGCUCCAUAUUAUGAUAACAUGACAUGUUGGGCCAUCCAUGAACAUCAAAACUGUCAAAAAUAUGGACGACCCGAUUCGGAUUUCAUGAAGUGGAGAUGGAAACCCGAUGGAUGUGAUCUGCCCAUUUUCAACCCGUACCAGUUUUUGGAGAUAGUGAGGGAUAAGUCUUUGGCUUUUGUGGGUGAUUCUGUGGGCAGAAAUCAAAUGCAAUCCUUGAUUUGCAUGUUAUCCAGAGUUGAAUAUCCUAUUGAUAGAUCAGCAACAAAGGAUGAAAACUUUAAACAUUGGUAUUAUGUUUCUUAUAACUUCACUCUAGCCACAUUUUGGUCACCGUUUCUAGUAAAAUCAGAAGAGGCUAAUGUUGAUGGCCCGACCCACACCGGUCUUUUCAACUUGUACUUAGAUGAAUUCAACGAAAAAUGGACAACACAGAUUGACGAUUUUGAUUACUUGAUCCUCAAUGCGGGACAUUGGUUCUGGAGGCCUGCAGUGUACUAUGUUAAUCGUGAGGUGGUCGGUUGCAGAUAUUGUCAAAUAGAGAACAUAACGGAUUACCCUAUGACAUUUGGAUACAGAAAGGCAAUAAGAACCGCGUUUAAUGCAAUAAAUAGUAGAGAAAACUUCAAGGGCAUAACAAUUUUAAGAACGUUUGCGCCGAUGCAUUUUGAGGGCGGAACGUGGAACGGUGGCGGCGAUUGUGUGAGGAAAAUGCCAUUCAAGAGCAAGGAGAUUACAUUGGAUGGUAUAAAUUUGGAGUUAUAUAUGACACAAUUGGAAGAAUUUAGAAGGGGAGAAAAGAUGGGGAAAAAAAUGGGUUUAAAGUAUAGGCUUUUGGACACAACACAAGCCAUGUUACUAAGACCAGAUGGACAUCCAAGUAGAUAUGGGCAUUGGCCCAAUGAGAAUGUGACUUUGUAUAACGAUUGUGUGCAUUGGUGCUUACCUGGUCCCAUUGAUACUUGGAGUGAUUUCUUGCUUCAUACUUUGAAGAUGGAAGGUCUUCGAUCAGCAGAAGAAAAAUCACACCCUAGAGGGUGAAGAUUAAUUCCUUCUGGAUCAAUUGAAGCAGGGGAAAUUAUAAGUGAUUGGAUUUAAUUGUUACCCAUUUUUAUUUUUGUUUGUUUGCCCUCAUAGAUUUUGUGUAUUAUUUUUUAGGAAUUUAUAAUUCCAUAUAAGGUAUGUUGUUUUAAAAUGAAAUUAUGUAUUUAAGUUAUUAAUAUAACAUCGGUUUACUUCUUGA